Molecule: messenger RNA, 3273 nt
Organism: Nycticebus coucang (slow loris)
Lineage: Eukaryota; Metazoa; Chordata; Mammalia; Primates; Lorisidae
Gene: ZNF2
Product: zinc finger protein 2
Exons: 5
Coding region: 121-1413 (430 amino acids)
Biological process (GO): negative regulation of transcription by RNA polymerase II
Molecular function (GO): DNA-binding transcription repressor activity, RNA polymerase II-specific
Source: RefSeq, a predicted model, not a curated record
CGCGGACUCUAGGGCAGUCUACGCAGGCGCAUCUUUCCCGACCUGGAGAGGUGCUAUCUUCCCUGGUACUCAGUGCUGGAGGACACUGCCCCUUUCUAUAAAGAGAGCACUCUGGAGGGAAUGGCUGCUGUGUCUCUGACAGCCAGAUGCCAGGAAUCAGUGACAUUCGAAGAUGUAGCUGUGGUUUUCACAGAUGAAGAGUGGCAGCAUUUGGUCCCUGUUCAGAGGGACCUCUACAAGGAGGUGAUGCUGGAGAACUAUAAAAGCAUCGUCUCACUGGGACUUCCAGUUCCUCGACCUGAUGUGAUUUUUCAGUUGAAGAGAGAGGAGGAGCCAUGGAUAGUAGAUCUUCAUGGAUCGGAGGAGAGAGAAUGUCCAAAAAGUGUCUUUCUAGCCUUGGAAGGAAACCGCAUCUGUAAGCCUGAGAUUCAAGAUGCUUCAGAAGAGGAAAAUUCAGAAGAAUCAUUGAGGGAAAGACUUGGAAGGCAAAAUCUUCUGUGUCCCAAAUUUGAAGAUCAUGUACAAGAGGUGGGGUUGGAAGCAGAGAAGGAAAAUCCUGCAGUUGCAACUUGCAAGAAAUCUCUUUCCCAGGAGAAAAGCUUACAGCAGGGGUCAGCCUCACCCAAGAAAAUUCUCACUAAAGAAAAGCACCAGGAAUGCAGUGACUGUGGGAAGACAUUUUGUGAUCAUUCCUCCCUUAUCCGCCAUCAGAGGGCUCACACUGGAGAGAAGCCCUAUGACUGUCAUGAGUGUGGGAAAGCAUUCAGUCACAAGAGCAGUCUGACCAGGCAUCUGAUGUGUCACACUGGGGAGAGCCCCUAUGAAUGUAGCACAUGUGGGAAGGCCUUCUUUGACCGUUCGUCCCUAACUGUGCAUCAGCGAAUUCAUACUGGAGAGAAGCCCUUUAAAUGCAAUGAGUGUGGAAAAGCCUUCUUUGACCGCUCUUCCCUUACACGACAUCAGAGAAUUCACACUGGAGAAAGUCCUUAUGAGUGCCAUCAAUGCGGGAAAGCCUUUAGCCAGAAAAGUAUUCUGACUCGCCAUCAGUUAAUCCAUACUGGCAGGAAGCCCUAUGAAUGUAAUGAGUGUGGGAAAGCCUUCUAUGGUGUCUCCUCGCUGAACAGACACCAGAAGGCUCAUGCUGGUGAGCCUCGCUACCGGUGUAUUAUGUGUGGCAAAGCUUUCUUUGACCGUUCAUCCCUCACACAACAUCAGAAGAUCCAUACUGGAGAGAAGCCAUAUGAAUGCAGCGAAUGUGGCAAAGCCUUUAGCCAGAGAUGCCGUCUCACGCGGCAUCAGAGAGUUCAUACAGGAGAGAAGCCCUUUCAGUGCAGUGUGUGUGAGAAGGUUUUCAGUUCAAAAUCAUCAAUUAUCCAACAUCAACGGCGUUAUGCCAAACAGGGAAUAGACUGAGUUGGGUUAAAGCUUGAAUCAGACAAAAAACUCCAUAAAAAUUUUAGAUAGGCCUCCUCUAUCUUAAACAAAUCCAUCAUUUGGUCAUUCUGCCCAUUCUGGCUAUGAUUCUCCUGUCCUGCCUGUGUUCCAGAGUGUUUAAUAAACUCUCUGUUCCUACUGUGUUAUGAAACUGGUAGGGCUGUACAGAAACUAGGAGAUAACUCUAAAGAUUAAAAAAUUUGGAAAGAUUGGUCAGACAAUAGGAUAGAUGUUAGGAGGAUAUCUCGAGACACUCUUCUUGUCUGAGAACCCAGGCCCCUGGUAUCAACGCACUUUAAAUAACUGGAGGCUGCAACGGGAAGGAAAAGCCAAAAUUAUAUCAGAGCAGCACUGGUUUUUUUUAGAACUGUUUUGAUAGCUGUUAGUCCCUCUCUCUUGGAGCUUUUGGGGCACUAACCUUGCUCUCUUGUGUCCCAACUUUUAGAUCUCUUAAUACCACUACUGCUAAUGGCGCUUAUUGAGUGCUUCUUAUGGGGUAAACACUUAGCUAAGAGUUUUAUAGGGAAUAGAUUCAUUGAUCCAUAUGCCAACCUUACGAAGUAUGUACUGUUACUAUCCACAUUUUACAGAUGAGCACACUGAAAUUUAGUCACUUGUCUAAAGUGACAAAGUUGGUAAAAGGUAACACCAAGUCUUGAAUACAGGUCUCUAUUCAAUGUCUGUUCUCUUUACCAUUAUGCUCUAAGGUUUGUUGGUUUUAUAAUUUAGGUAUGUACAUUGUCUCCUCAACUAGAUUGUAAGCACUCGGAGGUAUGACUUAAUGGUUUUUUUUAUCUUACACAGUGCCUUACAAAUAGUAAGUGCUCAAUAUUUAUCUGUAUGAAAGACUUUUAUAGUUACCAUGUUCUCUCCAUUCAAAACAUCUCUUGGGUUAAUAUCCUUGCUCUGAAUUUUCACAGCCCAGCUUGUACUUUUAUCAUCCCCAUCUCCAUUACUCCAGUAGUCAAUUCUAGUUGUUUUCUCCUUUCAUUAUUGAAGAGGGAUAUGCCAAGCUAUAUGUACCCAAAUAAACAAAGACUUAAGUCUCACAUAAUAUAUGAUAUGAGUCAAUCUGUCUUUCUUCAUCUUCAUCAUCCAUAACAUUUGUUGUCCAAAGUCACCAUUUAGGAGGAAGAGGUAGCUUGAAGAAUUUGUGGGAUAUUUGUAAGGUCUAGGCUCAUAUCCCUUCUCUCCACAAUCCAGUAAGCUGGAACCCAGCACCUGCAGGCUAGGCAAGCAAAGAAGCACCUUGCUAUUUGGUUAACAGCAAAUGCCUCUGAAACAGUGACAUUUUGCAUAUUACUGUUAGGCCAUUCUUUCCAUGUUCUAACAUCUUCCUGUUCGUUAUAGCCUUCUUCAAGCACUAAAACAGCUCCCUAUUUAAGGUCUGCCUUAAUAUAACCCCUACUGCUGAACUUUACAUCCUGACUCCCAGACUUUUAUUCCCAGGGCCCUGGCCUAUAGUUUUAUUUUAUUAAAGGACAGGCACUAGGUGACCAUGACUAUAGGCAUCUGCAUUCCUUUUCUGUUUGCUUAAGGUGAAGUCCAGAAAAAAUUGAUUCUUGGUUUUGAAAGGCUGUCUAAAAUUAAGAUUACCUUACAUGAAUCGCAGCAGAUCAAGACAAAUUUCCCCCAGAAGUUAAAGUCUAAUUGGAGAAGCUGAAUUGCUAGACAGACUUCUCUCCAACCUACUAACACUGUUAUCCUUGGUCCACUUUAGAGCAGAUAAAACUUUUUAUGUGUGGACUUUUGAAGCAACUUGAGGAAAAACAUCACAGAAUCUAUGGGUGUGGAUAACAUCUGAUUUUGUUAAUAAUGUCAAGUAGAAAAUAAAAAGAA